GGCUGCAUUCAUGGCGGCCCCGUGCAGGGCGGUGAUCGUCCCUGGGAACGGGGUCGGGGAUGUGGCCACCCACGGCUGGUACGGCUGGGUGAAGAGGGGGCUGGAGCAGAUACCUGGUUUCCAGUGUUUGGCUAAAAACAUGCCUGACCCAAUCACAGCUCGAGAGAGCAUCUGGCUGCCCUUCAUGGAGACGGAGCUGCACUGUGACGAGGAGACCAUCAUCAUAGGCCACAGUUCUGGGGCCAUUGCAGCCAUGAGGUACGCAGAGACCCACCGGGUGUGUGCUAUCGUGUUAGUGUCUGCGUACACGUCUGACCUGGGGGAUGACAAUGAACGGGCAAGCGGAUACUUCAGCCGCCCCUGGCAGUGGGAGAAGAUCAAAGCCAACUGCCCUCACAUUGUGCAGUUUGGCUCCACCGACGAUCCUUUCCUUCCUUGGAAGGAACAACAAGAAGUAGCCAACAGGUUGGAAGCCAAAUUGUACAGAUUCACUGACCGUGGCCAUUUCCAGAACACGGAGUUUCAUGAACUGGUUAGUGUGGUCAAAUCCAUGCUGGAAGUGCCAGGAUAGCCAGGGUCGUUCCUGCUGUUCUGUAUAACAACAUGGGAGUAGGGCCACGAUCAGAUUAUUAACAGAUGACAGUCAUCUAUUAUCACAUGAAUAACAGGCAUGCAAACCAGAUCAAAUUAAGGUCCAAAAAACACACGUUUCAAUGUUCAAACUAAAUUACAAACAGUAUUUUCAUUUUCCAUAGAAUCUACAUCUCCUCAAACUGCUCUGACCUAAAACAGUAUUUUUCCCAUUUGAUAGGGACAUGGGACAGCUUAACCACCCUUACCUAUCCAAAGGGAGUAAGACAGAAACGAAACCCAGGUUUCCUGAUCCCUAGUCCAGAUUAAAACUAAACAGCUUUCAUGUUAUGCUGUAGGAGUUGCAGCAUAACAUGUCCUUAACAUGUUGAGAGAGUGACACACAAGGAGGUUGAGGCAGGGGUCUGCAGGGUCAGGCAGGGAUCGGUCUAAGACCAGACUGGCGAGCAUUAGGGUGAUGGGGAGAACUCUUGCUGGGCCCUGUCUGGAUUGUUGCCAUGUGGGAAUUUGGCAAGGCAUUGCCAGUUUUCUGAUUUUCAAGGAAAAAAAUUAAUACACUUUUGUAUUUAGGGACCAUAAGUGUAUGUAUAUAUAAUCCACAUGUACAUGAAUUACAUUCAGUCCACAGACAUAUGCGUUAUGUUAGUUGGCAACUACAGUGUAAAUAAAAAAUUUGCAAACACAGCAAGACACAAAGUCCAAGACAUCCAUGUGUGACCUCUGCCGUAAGUAUUCACUUAGCCAGUGCUUUAGAGCUUGAGAAAAGCCUGAGAAAUAGACAUGACGUCAAAGGAUGAAAUCAUGGGAACAGUUUGGAUUUUGUUACAAAGUCUUAAAUAUUUUUAAAAAUGAUCUUUCCAUAUCUCAAAUUUUGUUCUGUUAAGUGUUCUACCUUUUAAUUUCCAUGGUCCUUUAUAUCUCUUUCAGCAUCAUUCCAUGAUUUUUCUUCUAAUCAUACUUCCUCAAAAAAAACCCUUUUUCAUUUUCCAACGUUUUUUGUCUAUUAUUAUCCCCAAGUAACAUCUCAAAACAAUUUCCAGUAAACUCACACCUAAUAUUUGCUGCAAUAAUGUGAAUUCCCACACUGUUCAUACCUAAUGAAAAUUCAAAGCCAUCAUUUGAACCUGAAAAAGCUUUUGAUUUCUAAAUGUGCUCAAAAAAUGUCAGGAGAGAUUCUCUAAAUUUUUAGCAGCAGUUAUCUUAGGGGAUGGGAAUUUUGGUAGUUAUGGUGUGGUGGAUGUCUCCUUUUUACAUUAUACACCUGGGGAUUAUUUGAGUUUGUGCACUGUGUCUUUUAUAAUUAAAAAUAAAGAUUAAAAACAGUUUAUUUGACAAGUUAGUGAAAAACAAAGUAGAUAAAUCCAUUGAAUACUUUUCUUAGAGAAGCUGUUUAGCAUUGAUUUGACCAAGCCUAUAAUCAAAGCCUGAUUCUAUUUGAAUUAUUUGGAAGUAGUCAUUGUUCUCCGUAUUCUCUGCCUUGUUUUCUGAAGUCCUUUCUUAAAAAAAUUUACAAACUUAUACAAGUAACAGUUCAUAAUACUUUAUUGUCCUCUUCCUCUGUAGAAAAAACCAAAUAUAUACAAUUGAGAAAUAAUUUGAUAUUCUUCAUUCCUAUAAAAGUAACUUGAAUAUAGAGGCAUACGAUGGUUAAGUUGGGCUGAUAGUACGGUAACCAGUAACCACAGGGUGCCAGCAAAGAAAACGUUCAGUUCUUCAUUCACAGAAGCCACGGUUCAGGUGCUCACCAGCCACGGCUGACUAGUGGCUUCCUUACUGGACACAGAUAUAGAGCAUUUCCAUCCUGAUAGAAGGUUCUAUUGGACAGCACUGCGCUAGAGCGCGUGUUACAUGCUUCCCUCACCCACCACCAACGUAGAAGUGACUCAACCUGACGUUACUUUUGUUUGACUAGUUUGCUUAGUUGAUCAACAUAAAAAUUAUGAUCCUAUAAAACUUACUCAUCACCAAACUAAGAGAUCAGAGGAGUUUCAAGGAAGAACCCCACAUGGACUAUUCAUUUAAACCGUCAAAUCAUGGCCUUUCAUGAUUCUCUGUUUGACUCUCUACAGAUCUUUAUAAAGCAGAGAGGGGCCUUGAUAGACUCUAGGGAAUAUCUAUUUUCAGGUGAGCAAAAUACCUUACACUAAAUGGAAAUCAAGUGUAAGGUUAGGACUUUACUUACAAUUUGAUUUUUUGGUGUUGUUGUGAGUCUAGAGCACCACAAUUUGUUUUGGUCAAAAUUUACUCCUGUAGGGUAAAUAUCCAUUUAAUGAUAAACAGAGGUGCUGUAUUUUAAAAUUGUUGUCUCGGGGCUUCCCUAGUGGCUCAGUAGUUAAGAAUCUGCCUGCCAGUGCAGGGGACACGGGUUCGAGCCCUGGUCUGGGAAGAUCCCACAUGCCGCGGAGCAACUAAGGCCGUGCGCCACAGCUGCUGAGCCUGCGCUCUAGAGCCCGCGAGCCACAACUACUGAGCACGUGGGCCACAACUACUGAGCCUGCACGCUAGAGCCCGCGUGCCACAACUACUGAAGCCCAUGUGCCUAGAGCCCAUGCUCCACAACAAAGAGAAGCCACCACAAUGAGAAGCCCGCGCACCACAAAGAAGAGUAGCCCCCACUCGCUGCAACUAGAGAAAGCCUGCAUGCAGCAACGAAGACCCAACGCAGCUAAAAAAGAAAUUUUUUUUAAUUUAAAAAAUAAAUAAAUGAAUUAAAAAAAAAUAUUGUCUCUAUCCUUCUUUAGUUAAUAUUCAGAAUGAAAAACAUGCUAAGGGAAAAAAGUUUAUAGGAGCUCUUUAUUCUGGUAGGCAAGGAAUACUUUUGUUUUAGCCACUGAUUGUAAACUUAAAAAUCUCUGGCUGUCAAGAUAUAGUACAAAGUCUGUAUUUAAAAAACUGCUUCCUUCGUUCCACUUCUAAGUCUCCUCCAAGCUCAGUUUUGUCAUUAAAUAAGACGAGCGCCCCUGAGACAGGCCAGGUCCCAGGAAGGGCAGAUAUUGUUCUUAGCAUUCCAGCUCUUACUGAGAGUGGAUCGGAAACCCUCUGUAGUUUCAGGCUCCCAGAUUCUUCUGGAUCUUACACAUCUAGUACUUGAAAUGAUCUUUGUUUCAAAGCACCAGUGUCAUCAAAUGCUAAUUCUGUACAGCUGGCCACAGAAUUUAUCUGGUUCUUAAAAAUUGGAUACUGCGCUGAAUUUUAUUUUACUGUUUAUCUCAAAAUAACCCUUGUGUUGGUUCUCCAAACCUGGUGUUUGAACUCGGGCCCCAGCAGAGCUUUCCUUUCCCUCGGUCCCCCACUUUUGGCCUGGACACAGAAACUUUUAAGUGGCGCUACAAAGUGAAAAUAUGACAGCUGAGAUCCUAAAAAGACCUAUAGCUAACUUCCGUGUAACAAUACAUCAAGUAACCUAUUGUUUUCUGUUUAGCUGAAGAUUGGGACUGAAAGUGCAAUUAGAACUGAGGACAAUUAUAAUGGCUUCCUGCUUAGUU
Messenger RNA from Physeter macrocephalus (sperm whale), 4076 nucleotides. It is a transcript of the gene RBBP9, whose product is annotated as RB binding protein 9, serine hydrolase. Lineage: Eukaryota; Metazoa; Chordata; Mammalia; Artiodactyla; Physeteridae. The record is from RefSeq and is a predicted model, not a curated record. The transcript has 5 exons. Gene Ontology annotation, molecular function: hydrolase activity. Bases 11 to 571 code for a protein of 186 amino acids.